GGAGGUUUCAGAUUGUGGGUUGGACUUGGGGGGGCGUGAAACACGGCUGCAGGCGCCUCGUGGGGUUCAGUGUGUAGGGUCCUUGUGGCUCAUUUGGCAAGGCAGGGGUACAGGUGUCUUUGUGUCCCUCACUGGCCCAAGAAUUCCUCUUUGUCUUCCUUGGAAAAUCCUCUCUGGAGCCACGAAUUGGCUCUCACUUAGAAAGAAUGCAGCCUGCCGUCCAGUCCGGUGACGUCAGCGCAGGAGUAUUUGGAAAACAAAGAGGGCUGGAGGGAUCUAGGGAGGUGGACCGGCGACGCUUAAAGACCUCUCCUGGAGGCGGACUACGCUCGCCAGCUCGUCCGUUGUGUACUGGCGUUUGUCGGAACUCCGAUCCUCCGAGGAUCGAGGCAGGGCGGGUCUUUUGGCCGGUGUGAUCUGAUUUGGACACUAGCAGUGGUUCCUUCGGCGAGCGCGAGCCCAGGCGAGGCAGGAGGUGCGCGCUUACCUGGCACGGUGGCUUUCAGAGGCACAGCGCGCUACCUCUGUAGAGGCGCACUGCUCUGGUGCUCUGGGUCCAGGCGCCUGCUGGCCAUUGUCUAGAAAGGUGUGCAUAAGCCAAAGAAGCAUGAGGACGCUUGAAGACUCCUCGGGGACAGUCUUGCACCGCCUCAUCCAGGAACAGCUGCGCUAUGGCAACCUGACAGAGACUCGGACGCUGCUGGCCAUCCAGCAGCAGGCCCUGCGGGGUGGAGCUGGAGCUGGAGCUGGAGCUGGGGGCACAGGGAGCCCCCAGGCUUCCCUGGAGAUCUUGGCACCUGAGGACAAUCAGGUGCUACAGCAGGCCACCAGGCAAGAGCCCCAAGGCCAAGAGCAUCAGGGUGGUGAGGCCCACCUGGCAGAGAACACCCUCUACAGGCUGUGUCCACAGCCCAGCAAGGGUGAGGAGCUGCCUACCUAUGAGGAGGCCAAAGCCCACUCGCAGUACUAUGCAGCCCAGCAGGCAGGGCCACGGCCACACAUCGCAGAACGGGAUCCCCGUGGGGGCCCAGGAGGCAGCCACCGGCAAGAUGAGGCCCUCCGAGAGCUGAGGCAUGGGCACGUGCGCUCGCUGAGUGAACGGCUCCUGCAGCUGUCCCUGGAGAGGAACGGUGCCCGAGUCCCCAACCACAUGAGCUCUUCUCAUAGCUUCCCACAGUUGGCUCGCAGUCAGCAGUGCCCUCCACCCCGGGGUCCUCCUGCUGAGGUCCCAGAGUCCCGUGGACCCCCACCCCAGUACCCACACGUUGUACUCCCUCAUGAGACUACUGCUGUCACCGACCCGAGGUACCGCACCCGCUGCAGCCCACACUUCCAGCGUGCUGAAGUCAGGAUCCUGCAGGCCCAGGUACCUCCUGUGUUCCUCCAGCAGCAGCAGCAGCAACAGCAGCAACAGCAGCAGUACCAGUACCUGCAGCAGCCCCAGGAGCACACUGCGCCCCCACACCCAGCUGUUCUCAGUCAUGGCCCUCUGGGAGUGGAGGGACCAGCAAGUGUCCAGGCCUUCUCUGCCACUGUGGGGAGUGCCGAGCUGACCCAGAUGGAGAUUGUGUUGAGAGACAAUGCCAGGCUGCAGAGGGACAAUGAGAGGCUGCAGAGGGAACUGGAGAGCUCAGCAGAAAAGGGGAGCCGCAUUGAAAAGCUGGAGAGUGAAAUCCAGCGGCUUUCUGAAGCCCACGAGAGCCUGACAAGAGCUUCUUCCAAGCGUGAGGCCCUGGAGAAGACCAUGCGGAACAAGAUGGACAGUGAAAUGAGGCGGUUGCAGGACUUCAACCGCGAUCUCAGAGAGAGAUUGGAAUCCGCAAAUCGACGCCUGGCAAGCAAGACACAGGAGGCCCAGGCAGGCAGUCAAGACAUGGUGGCCAAGUUGCUUGCUCAGAGCUAUGAACAGCAGCAGGAGCAGGAGAAGCUGGAGCGCGAGAUGGCCCUGCUGCGUGGUGCUAUUGAGGACCAGCGACGACGGGCUGAGCUGCUGGAGCAGGCGCUGGGCAAUGCACAGGGCCGCGCAGCACGAGCAGAGGAGGAGCUACGUAAGAAACAGGCCUACGUGGAGAAGGUGGAGCGGCUGCAGCAAGCACUUGGGCAGCUGCAGGCUGCUUGCGAGAAGCGAGAACAGCUGGAGCUACGUCUUCGCACACGCCUGGAGCAGGAACUAAAGGCCCUGCGUGCACAGCAGAGACAGGUGGGCACCCCCGGAGGUUGCAGCAGCCAUGGUGGGUCCCCAGAGCUCAGUGCCCUGCGACUAUCAGAACAACUUCGGGAGAAGGAGGAGCAGAUCCUGGCCCUGGAGGCUGACAUGACCAAGUGGGAGCAGAAAUACCUGGAGGAGCGUGCCAUGAGACAGUUCGCCAUGGAUGCAGCCGCCACAGCAGCUGCCCAGCGCGAUACCACUCUCCUCCGACACUCCCCGCAGCCCUCACCCAGCAGCAGCUUCAAUGAGGGACUACUCACCAGCGGACACAGGCAUCAGGAGAUGGAAAGCAGGCUAAAGGUGCUCCAUGCCCAGAUCCUGGAGAAGGACGCAGUGAUCAAGGUCCUUCAGCAGCGCUCCAGGAAGGACCCUGGCAAGGCUGCCCAGGGCUCCCUGCGACCAGCCAAGUCAGUGCCAUCCAUCUUCCCAGCUGCAGCAGCAGGGACCCACGGCUGGCAAGGACUCUCAUCAAGUGAGCCCCAAGCAGAUGCUUCUGCCCGGCUGGUGAUGGACAGGAUACCUGUGGAGGAGCCAGCGGCUGCAGCUCCCCUCCCUACCCACUCCAAACACGGAAGUAGAGAUGGGAGCACCCAGACCGAUGGCCCCGUGGAGAGCCCCUGUGCUUACCUGGCAUCAGAGUCCGACAGCCUUCCAGGAUGCAGCAGUGGCCAGAGGGCGGCCUCUCUGGACUCUAUAGCUACAUCCAGAGUCCAGGACUUGUCGGAUAUGGUGGAGAUACUGAUCUAAAGGCGAUGGUUCCUUGGGGACCCUGGAUUGUGCCUUCCCCUCCUCUGCCACUCGGCCAUUCCAGCAGCCCCUAGCUGCAGCUUCCCUACUUCCCCUAGUCUUGGACCAGCCAGUCCCAGGAGCGUGGGAAAGAGUGCUACAGGGAAGAGGGGAGCUGACAGAGGCCUGCGCCCCAGCAGAUUCCACUUAAGCUACAUUCCACCCGUGCCCAUGGAGAAUGUGGAUUCAUUCUUUACCUGCUGCUGGGAUAGCAACAGAAAGCUCAGAAGGUCUCUGAGCCCCCUCUGCCCUGCCAGUUGGCAUUUAGGCAACAAGGGAGAGGGGCUAUGUUGGCUUGGGGAGCCGAAUCCCAAGGAUGAUUGCCCAUGGGCACCAAGUGGGGUCCCCAGGCCAGCUGUGGUUUUUUUCCUCUGGCUGAGUUUGGUUCCAGCGAACCUCAUCUGCUCUUCAGCUCCUCACUGCCUUCUUGGGAACACAAGACUUGAAUCUUUUAGGGACUAUGAGGAGUGUGCAUCUUGGAGAAGCCACAGCUUCACUCAUUUGGAAUGGUUUGGGAGCCAUUCAAGUGAGCUGGGGGACAGUGUGUGGUUUGUAUAUAAUUCCUUGUCUUAUGGAACAGAAGAUGGCGGCAUCUUGGUUCAGGUUGGCCUUCAUGGGCUCUGCUCAUUGCCUCUGCUACUACAGUUUCCAAAACUUCUGACUGGCUUCCCGGUUAUUCCUCCUUCUCAAGUCCUUGGUCCAUGGAGUUGGAUGUAGGCUGAUCACAGGAUGUUUGUGUUGGUCUGUCAAGACCCUGUCGUAAAUGCCCAUAGGAUCUCCAGCCUUUUGAAACUUCUGUCCCUGAGAUGGAUUCCUGUCAGUUUGAUCAUAAACUCUGAGCCAGGUGAAAUGAGCCACCACACAGAGACAUCUGCCAUGCCCACCCGUCCACAUGGGUGGCCCUGCCCAGCGCCAGUUUUCUCUGAGGAAACUGGAGAAAUUGUCUUGUUCUCACAAAUGUCUUUGUUCCGACCUGGAGGGACUGGGAAAAGGAACACUGCUGUUGAAAACUAGUCAUUGAGCUACAAGAUGUAACUCAGCUUGUCCUCUGAGUGGAGUCUAUCACAAAAUAUCCCCUGUGAGGCUGGCUCCUCAAGCUACCCAUCCCCAGCCCUGAAGCUGGGCCUGACCCUUGGAACUGAGGUCACAGGAUCCCACCUGGCAGCCUACAGCAACAGUGGCUUUGACUUCCGGUCUUAAAGCCCCCCUAGUUAAGCCCCAGGAGCAAUUGGUGUGUAUUAGCAGUUUUGUCUUUACUGUUUAGUUUUUCUCAAAUCUUUGUUGUGUUUUUUUAUCACUGUUUUUAGAUUCAAUAUAUAUUGUUUUAUUCUCAUGGUUCCCUGAAUUUCCUUUUUAAACAUUUGCAUUUGCUGGACAAUUGCAUAUUUUUUUUAAUUCCCCCUACCUCUGUUUAAAGCUGAAAAAUACAUUUGGUUCAUGUGCAUUGUUUACAAAGCAAAAAGAAGGAAAAAAAAAGGCAAAAAAAUAUUGUGAAAGGUGAAAAAAAAAACAACUUAAUAUAUUUUGGAUUAAUAUUUGGUAUUUCCUUUAAAGUAUUUUUUUUUUUUUGUGCUGUGAACGUUUGCUGCCAAAGACCAUGAUGUGUGUCUAUAUGUUUAAGUUAUCAUAAAUAUUUAAAAUGUAAACAUGGCUGUUUUGUUAUGCCACCCUGUACCAGGAUUGCUGCUGCAUUCCACCAGGUAUAACCGUAUUUUAAUAAAAAAAAAGUUAUCAAGA
Octodon degus (degu) is the source of this 4732-nucleotide messenger RNA. RefSeq names its product angiomotin like 2 (gene Amotl2). Gene Ontology annotation, cellular component: cytoplasmic vesicle; plasma membrane; bicellular tight junction. The coding region runs from base 608 to 2956 and encodes 782 amino acids. Gene Ontology annotation, biological process: angiogenesis; establishment of cell polarity involved in ameboidal cell migration; regulation of cell migration. The record is from RefSeq and is a predicted model, not a curated record. NCBI's taxonomy places the organism in Eukaryota, Metazoa, Chordata, Mammalia, Rodentia, Octodontidae. The transcript has 10 exons.